This is a messenger RNA of Cherax quadricarinatus, 4038 nucleotides long. RefSeq lists its product as uncharacterized. Gene Ontology annotation, biological process: regulation of protein localization. NCBI's taxonomy places the organism in Eukaryota, Metazoa, Arthropoda, Malacostraca, Decapoda, Parastacidae. Gene Ontology annotation, cellular component: adherens junction. Gene Ontology annotation, molecular function: cell adhesion molecule binding. The record is from RefSeq and is a predicted model, not a curated record.
AAGAUUAAUAUUAAAUUUGUAUAAUGUUUUGUGACCUUGGUGUAAAAGUAUUCGUGCAGUGUUUAUAUUUCAAUUACGGUACUCAAGUGUUGGGAGUAGAGAGGGCGGAGCUUGACAAUAAGGAUGAGUAGGGUGGGAGGGCAGUCGUUCCACAGCCGUGCUAGUGUGUGGAUGUACGCGUAGCGGUCGCUCCUGCUGGGGCUCUUGUUGUGUUAUGGUGCUUCGUAGUCCUGUUGGUUACACUUCUGGCGUUUCCUAGAUCCCUUGGAAUUUUUGGUCUCGAACAGAAUGUGUGAACUAUAAGAUACCAGUGAAAUUGUUUAGGUAAAUUUUGUGGUACAUGAGAUGAUUAUCUCUGAAGAAAGUUAAUAUGUGUUGAUUAUGAAUUUAAAGGGUUUUCUGUGAUUAUUCAGCACGAUAGCUGACGAAUUGUGCAAACAAUCUUUAUUAAUAUCAACAAUGACGUUGAAUAUUUCUGAUAAUUGAAAUUUUUUUUAACAUGUAAAUAAGUGGGGAGGAAAAUCUUAAGUUAUAGUAUGGUGUACCUAAGCGAGAGUGGGCAGGGAGGGUGGGGCGAGGUAGUGCUUCCUUCUCCGAGUUCUGAACCCCCUCCCCCAUACUCUCCCCCGCGGGUCUCUCACCACCAUCACUUCUUCCCUCAGGGGUUUCCCCACCACCACAUCUACCACGCUAUCACCGAAUAUUAUGAUCUCACAUCUUCACAGCCCAGUAGUCUCACUAGUCAUGACACGGCGUCUAUCAAGGACCCACCACCACCUUACCCGCCCACGACCACUCUUAAGACCGCUCACGCUGCCCUUAAUCACGGACCUUCUAGUGCCUUCUCCCCACCCACUAAAACCAUCAAGUAUUCCUACCCUCCGCCCUACACGCCUGCGGACAGCAAUAGCAGUGGGCGUGUGAAGAUUCCUCAGCCUCAGGUGCAGCAACAGCAAGACCCCGUCGCCCCCGGCAAUAGAGGUCUUGCCAGUGACCCUCGCCACAGGUCACGACGGCUACAUCCCCCCAGACACCAGCAGAAUAUCUCAUCUUUGGAUGAACGAUACCGCAUCAACGAAGACGACAGUAGGUCGUCAGGUGGAUCUAGAAGAGUUCCAGCAGCGACCACAGAUCGUCAUGGUGUGUAUCCUGCAUCCAGCAGGAGUGUCAUGGGAAGUGGACAUCCGCGGGGGCCGCUCCUUAGAACUGGGAAAAGCCUGGAACUACCCCAUGAACGAUUGACCCAGCACCAUCCACCGCCUACCGCCCACACCCACCCUCGCCACCUCCACCAUAGUCACCAUCGCACCAAAGACACUAGUGGGCAUCAUCGCACCAAAGAGCCUUUUGGCACCAAUACUCAAUCUAAGUCAAACCAAUUAGCUUAUGUGGGCAUCCUGCCCUGUAAACCGUCACGGGUGCGUGAUAAAGUAGUACCUCCUGUAGACCUUAGGGGUAGCAAUCGUUGCGAGGAGCAGUGGAUGACACGGGCGUCACGUCUGGAAGCUGCUGCUGCCCGAACGAUGAUGGCUGCUCGUGCAGUGCCCGUCACCGCGGUCAAUAACCAUGCCCACUCCCUCGAGUAUGAGAAUAACAUGAUGCGUGGACGACUACGGUCGUGUCGCUCUCUGGAUGAAUUGUCUGAUCUACUGGAUGAGGAGGCCAGUAUUCCUCGCCACCACCCAGUAGUCACUCGCAGCCUCGAUGACCUCACCGAGCCCCUCUACGAAAACUUCGACAUCAUUAAUGCCCACGCCCGGAGAACUCACGAGAGAACUAAACACAACACGAGUGUACCGGACUUGCUGGAGCCACCACCGCGACCCCCCCGUCAGCGUAACAGUUCCCUCUCGUCACUUCUUGAGGUGAGUAACAGCAGUGCCGCCUCGUUGUCCCGACGAGCCCUCAACACGAGCGUGCCCGACGUGUUGGAGGGCGGAGGACUCUCCUGGGGCUCACCCACCUCCACUCUGCGUUCCACUGCUUCCACUUCCGCCGCAACCUUUGAUCGUGAUGCUAUGAGCGACAUCAGUGUCCAGCUGCAGAAGAUUCGGGAGGUAGCGAGGGUACUUGGGGUAAAGUAUCGCAGGGGAGAACUUUCCUCGUCUUCCGCCAGUAGUAGUGGUGCUGGUUCCACCCACACCAGCCCUCGCAUGCCCCCCCACGCCCUAACUCCUCCCCCUCACGUCCCAGGAGUGCCUGCACGUGCACCUGUCAUCCAUGACGUGCUGAAGGAGGGUAAAAAGCUGUCACCACCACAGCAAGUGCACCCGCGCACCACCACUCUUACACGCGACACUGAUGCCACCAGCCAAGAAAGUGGUUAUGGUUCUGUAGACUCGAGAUCACACAGGCUGCAACAGUUUUACUUCCAUCACCCUCAGUCCCACGUGGGAAAGCAGCAGCAGCAUCUCAGGGAGCACCCACAUUUAAGUAAAGCUCAACAACAGCUCUCUAACAGUUCCCAGCUAGCUUCAACUCAAUAUCAGUUAGAAAAAAAUGAAUCCUCUCCGGGCUCCUCUCAACUUCAAAGAAACUGCCCGAGACUCGCUCAAGUUACUAGCCAAAGUCAACGGCAACAGAGUUUUCAGUCCAGAGAUUCCCUCCAGAAUCCACAGCAAAGUAGCACUUUCCCUACCCAGUAUAGUCAACACCAACUCGACAACCUCCAACAGCAUGCUCAACACCACCAGCAGAAACUUCACCAGAAACAUCAGCAACGCAAUCAUCACCUACAAUGGCAUCAGGCAGCGAAACAGAAGCAGCCUAUUCAACAGUUGGAACUACAUCAGGGUGUUAAUCAGGACAAGUUAGGAAUCUACAUAAAGAGUGUGGUUCCUGGAGGUGCUGCAGACCAGGAUGGGCGACUGCAAGCAGGAGAUCAGCUUUUAUCAGUGGAUGGAAAAUCCCUGAUUGGUAUCACCCAAGAGCGUGCAGCAGAGUACAUGAUGGAAACUGGUCCAGUGGUGACCUUAGAAGUGGCUCGACAAGGAGCUAUUUACCAUGGAUUGGCUACAAUCCUCUCUCAGCCAUCGCCACAUGUUAAUCGAGCAUCCCUGCGGAAGAUGCGUCCUCGGGCAGAGGAGGCUCCUCGUGCUGCCAUGACUAACAGCCAGUCCACGCCUAACAUGGGCGGGUACAACGAGCGGCUGGUGGAUUGGAAUCAGCCCCCUCGCCAGCAUCCCCUCCCCCCAACCUCCUCCCACAGCUCUGUGAUGGCCAGAUCUAGCCCCAAUCUGGCAGCUCCAGUUGAAGGUACAGAUGUGAACCAUUUGGCCUCGGCUCCUACUAACAAGCCAGCCUACGCUCAAUCCAAGCUGUCCCCUUUACGUACCUCCCUUCCUAAUUUGGGGCCCUCUAUUCUUCCUCUUUAUCCUCCUCCACUCAUAUCUGUCAUUCCUUCUGAGCGGGUAGAGGUUGGUAUCGAGCACCGCACGAUGGAUCAUACUCGCAGUAAUCCUAAUUUGCCAAAAUAUACUUUUACCCCUCCAUCAGAAACGAGCUCAACCUCCUGUAAUGUAUCCACCUCCUCAUCCUCGUCAACGUCUUCAUCAUGGAGACAACACCAGCGAGAUGUAGGUCAUGGAGCUGGGUGUGCUGCUAUCAGAAGAGGCUCUGGUCCACCUAGCUUGAUAGCUGAUGGUGGUAUAGACCUCAGUUGUCACAUGCAUGAUGAUGCUAAGCCUUGGCGCAGCCUAGUUGAUGUUUCUGUAAAAGGGAAUGUUGACAAUACUCUAGAUGAUUACUGUGAAAGGACCCCUACAACCACUAGUCCAAUGAACACAGAGCAUCCUAUAAUCCCCCAACUGGUUUCUCGUGUAUCUUGUCCUCUCCUACCAUCUCGUCCAGCUGUGUGCCCUUCCAGUGAAAUUUAUUCAAUCAGGCGCCGUCCUAAUUUGCGUCAUCAGAUGAGCAUAGCUCCUUCUAUAGCACAGUCUUCUCCUUCCCUCCUGUUGGUCCACUCCCCCCCUUCUACCCCUCCUCCAUCACAGGCGAAUUCUCUGCAGCUGCAACAAACAUCUAGUGCCGCCCCCAUCG